ACUGGAGCGAGGGCGAGAUCGCGAAGUUUCGGAAAGCGCGCGGUCAACAUACGGGCACCUGGGGCCCUCGAGCUGAGGCGCACAGUGCGUCCUGACUCUUCAGAGCGUGCAGACAUGCUGAAGUGUGGGCUGAGCGGCAGUCAGGUGAAAGUGUUUGGGAAAGCAAUCCAAGCCCUCUCACGAAUUAGUGAUGAGCUGUGGCUAGACCCCUCUGAAAAAGGUCUUGCUUUAAGAUCUGUGAAUUCUUGUCGGUCAGCAUAUGGAUGUGUCCUCUUCUCUCCUGUGUUUUUUCAACAUUAUCAGUGGUCAGCUUCAGUGAAAAUGAAUGAUAGUGACAAAAUAUCAAAUUUAAAUUGCAAAUUAGGAAUGAAGUCAAUUCUGCCCAUCUUUAGAUGUCUGAAUUCCCUUGAAAGAAAUGUAGAGAAGUGCAAAAUAUUCACCAGAUCUGAUAAGUGCAAAGUAGUUAUUCAGUUCUUCUGCAGACAUGGUAUUAAAAGAAUUCAUAAUGUGUGUUUUCAAGAAAGUCAGCCUUUGCAAGUUAUUUUUGAAAAGAACAUGUGUACUAAUAUGCUAGUGAUUCAACCAAGAGUGCUAGCUGAGGCAAUUGUUCUUUUUACAUCGAGUCAAGAGGAAGUUACUCUUGCUGUUACUCCACUGAAUGUUUGCAUUAAGAGUUCUAAUGAGGAAUCAAUGGAUUUGACCAGUUCUGUAUACAGUGAGAUGUUUGUCGGCCCCGAAGAGUUUGACUUCUUUCAAGUUGGAGUCGACACUGAAAUAACAUUUUGCUUUAAAGAAUUGAAGGGGAUACUGACAUUUUCAGAAGCUACACGUGCUCCUAUAUCCAUUCAUUUUGACUUUCCUGGGAAACCCAUGGCUUUAAGUAUUGACGACAUGUUAUUGGAAGCCAACUUUAUUUUGGCUACAUUAGCUGAUGAGCCAAGUAGAACAUCUUCUCCACAAUCAUUGUGUCUUUCACAAAAACGAAAAAGUUCAAAGGCUGAUGAAAAUGUAACCAGCAAGGCCCCAGAGUAUAUUUCAAGACAAGCAGUACCCAAAAGGCUUUAUUCUAAUGAGACUCCUUCAAACAUCCCUGCAUUGGAAAACUGUGGAAGCCCUUUAGCAAAAAGAAUGCACGGAGACAUUAGUGAAGUACCAGAAAGCAGUGUCAGCGACACGGAGGAAAUGCCAGGCUCUCCAUAUCUCAGGAAGUUUUCUUGCAUGUUCUUUGGAGCAGUUUCUUCUGACCAACAAGAACAUUUCAACCACCCUUUUGACAGUCUAGCAACAGCAAGUGACAGUGAAGAGGAAUGAAUAAUGGCAGUUUCUCAACAUUCUAAUACUUGAUGGCGGAGUUAGCCCCCUGCCCCUUUACUUGCUCUCUUGUACCUCAAACACAUUUUCACACCUAGUCUGUGAAGCUGUUGUUUUGGACUUCCUUGAAAUGGAUGGGCUACUGGUUUUCUACACAUCAUCGUGUACAACAACCAUAUCUAGAAAGAGUUCCUUGUCAAGUAAAUAUAAUUUGCUUUAAAUCCAUUAUGGUACUUGGGAGGCAGAAGAGUUCUGUGUUCAGGGAAAAAGCUCUUUAAAAUUCUUUAAUUGAGUGCAUGUUCACACUAGGGCUUUUAGCAUUUUCUUUGCCAGUUUUAUAAAGUUAUUUAAACUUUAACAGCCAUUUCGUGUGCAUCAAUAUGGCUCACAGAGUUUUGUGACUACUAUCAGGCACCUUUUGUAUUUGAUUGCAAACAUCUGAGUUUUGGUACUUUCAGACAUAGUAAAAAGUUAUGCAUUCUUUUCUCAUGUAAUGUCAUGACUUUGUCCAUUCCUUGUUAAAUUUCAUUAAGGUUUUAAGUAAAAUAACCCCUGGAAAAGAAAGAUUAAGAAUAAAAAUGUAGAGCUACCUCUUUCAUUUUGGAGUCUUUUUAUGUAUUGUGAAACAUUAUUUUAUAGCCUUAAAUUGUCCUGAUUUUCAG
Molecule: messenger RNA, 1973 nt
Organism: Sus scrofa (pig)
Lineage: Eukaryota; Metazoa; Chordata; Mammalia; Artiodactyla; Suidae
Gene: RAD9B
Product: RAD9 checkpoint clamp component B
Biological process (GO): cellular response to ionizing radiation; mitotic intra-S DNA damage checkpoint signaling; DNA repair
Cellular component (GO): checkpoint clamp complex
Source: RefSeq, a predicted model, not a curated record